This is a messenger RNA of Diaporthe citri, 537 nucleotides long. RefSeq lists its product as uncharacterized. Bases 1 to 537 code for a protein of 178 amino acids. The record is from RefSeq and is a predicted model, not a curated record. Lineage: Eukaryota; Fungi; Ascomycota; Sordariomycetes; Diaporthales; Diaporthaceae. The transcript has a single exon.
AUGCCUAUCCCCGAAGAUCUCUCGCAUCCUUCUGCCUCCCAGGUCAUGGAGUUCGCAGCCGCCUACGCGGAGCUUCUGAGAUCCCUGUUCAACCAUCCGCAGUUCAGGUACCUCGAGCCACCGACCGCUGCCAUGUGCAAAAUGGAUGCCAAAUCCACCCCAGCACAACUUAUCUACGCGUCAGACUUCGUCCAGAAAACGUACGUCGAGUACGUGAUCCCCUGGCUCCCCGCCGGCGCCACGCGGAAGUGCAAGAUCCUCGGCAACCCCUGGGCCUUUGCCGACCCCGACUACCGCUGGGAGUGGGAGUGGGACGCCACCGCUGGGUCCAUGAAGACCGCGGACGGCGCGGCUGUGGAGUUCCCGCGCUUCUCUGACGCCAAGGCGAAGGAGAUGAUCGGAGAUUUGUUCUUCAGGGGCUUCAUGGCCAAGAAGGCCAUCCUGGAGAACGGGACGGAUCGGAAGGCGGCGCUCAUGAUGGGAGGAGCGUACGACUUUGGGCAGGAGGUGCGACAGGCUUGUGAGAAGCUGGACUGA